AUGGUGAAAGGUCUCGAGGGCAAAACUUGUGAGGAGCAGCUGAGUGAUUACCUCAUUGCAGUCUUCACCUUCCUUACAGAGAGCAGCAGGAGAUGUGUUGAUCUCUCCAUAGUGACCAGUGACAGGACACGAGGAAAUGGAAUGAAGCUACCUCAGGGGAAGUUCAGAUUGGACGUCAGGAAAAGGCUCUUCACUGAAAGGGUGGUUGGUCACUGGAAUAGGCUCCCCGGGAAAGUGGUCACGGCAUCAAGCCUGUCAGAGCUCAAGGAGCAUCUGGAUGAUGCUAAUAAAUUGAUUACACGAGAAGGGCCUUCCUUUCUGCAGAUGCGAAUUAAACAUUUGAUGAAGUCAAACUGCAUCCCACAAGCGACUUUCUUGUCAAAAUUGUGUGUGGAUUCUCCAGAAAUUGCAAAUGUUUCAUCUUUUCGCCAAGCCUACAUCACAUGUGUGUGUUCUAUGCUGCCUAACGAAGACUCCAUUAAGGAGAUUGCAAAGGUGGAUUGCAAAGAAGUAUUGGACAUCAUAUGUAAUCUGGAAUCUGAGGGACAAGAAAACACUGCAUUUAUUCUUUGUACAACAUACCUUACUCAUCAGCUUCAAACAGCGAAUGUGUAUUGCUCUUGGGAACUGACACUUUUCUGGAGCAAACUGCAAAGGAGAAUAGAUCCUUCUUUAGAUUCCUUUUUGGAGAGAUGUCGUCAGUUCGGCAUCAUCGCCAAGACGCUACAGCAUUUAUUUUUCUUGAUAAGAGUUAUACAAUCUGAAGCAGAAGAAGCAGGCCUUGCUGUGUCUGUUUUGUUAUGUGUGAGAGCCCUUCAGAUCAGAUCAAGCGGAAGUGAUGAAAUGAAGACAUCAGUAUGUAAAACAAUUGCAUGCCUUUUACCAGAAGACCUUGAAGUUAGAAGAGCUUGUCAGCUCACAGAAUUUUUACUUGAGCCAACUUUGAGUGGAUUUAAUGUGUUGGAAGAGCUCUAUAUGCAACCAGAUCAAAAAUUUGAUGAAGAAAAUGCACCGGUUCCAAAUUCACUCCGUUGUGAGCUGCUGUUAGCUUUAAAAGCCUAUUGGCCAUUUGAUCCUGAAUUUUGGGACUGGAAGACUUUAAAGCGACAUUGCCUUAAACUGUUAGGGAAAGUAGCUUCUGAUUCUGAGGAUGAUGCAAGUUGUAAUACGUCAAUCAAUGAAACUGACAUGUUAGAAACUUUCUUUAGUGACUAUGAUGAGGCAAAAGAACAUAAAUAUUAUGAUGGAAAAGACACAAUGAACCAACCUAAAGAAAAAGCAAGAGUAAAAAAACCAAUUGGCUCUUCAGAAAGAUACCAGAGAUGGCUUCAGUACAAAUUUUUUUGUGUGCUCUGCAAAAGGGAGUGUAUAGAGGCUAGAAUACUGCAUCAUUCUAAGAUGCAUAUGGAAGAUGGUGUUUAUACGUGUCCAGUGUGUACAAAAAAGUUCAAGAGAAAGGAAUUUUUUGUACCACAUGUAAUGGAACAUGUUAAAAUGCCACCUAGUAGAACACACAGACCUAAAAAGAAGAUCAUACUGAAAAAAGACAGAUCACCACAAAAGACAACAGCUUCCAGCAGCCUGCCCCCAGCAUUUCAGGAAAAGUCACAUCAGCCACAGCUGCCUGAAAACUUUGAGAAUGACACGCAUGAAUAUGUCACAUUUAGCCAACUGGAAAAUUGUCAGCUACAAGACAGAGACAUCUAUCCAUGUCCCGGAACAGAUUGUUCUAGAGUAUUUAAACAGUUUAAAUACUUAAGUGUCCAUCUGAAAGCUGAGCAUCAAAACAAUGAUGAGAAUGCAAAACAUUACCUGGAUAUGAAAAACAGGAGAGAGAAGUGUGCUUUCUGCCGCCGGCACUUCAUGACAUCCUUUCAUUUGCGGGAGCAUGAACGCGUACACUGUGGACCUCAACCAUACAUGUGUGUGUCGAUGGAUUGUUAUGCUAGAUUUGGGUCAGUUAAUGAGCUUCUCAGUCACAAACAAACACAUGAUGAUCUUCGUUAUAAAUGUGAGCUAAAUGGCUGUAAUAUUGUUUUCAGUGACUUAGGGCAACUUUACCAUCACGAGGCACAGCACUUCAGAGAUGCAUCGUACACCUGCAACUUCUUUGGUUGCAAAAAGUUCUAUUAUUCAAAAACUGAAUUUCAGAAUCACCUUGCAGCGCACAACAUUGGAGUGUCAAAUGGGGAAGUAAAGCAAACGCUCAAAGAGUCUGUUUCAAAAGACAAAUGCAGUUAUCUUCCAGAGUCUCAGCUGCUUGAACAAUCUGAAGGGUCCGGUCAGAAUGAUAACCUGGAUCCCUCAGGCUCUCAGGAAAUUCCACAGAUUAAGGAAGAAGCUCUCUCUGACAGUGAAGAACUAGAUAGUGAAAGUAAUUGCAGUCUUCAUUGUGGGGACCACAGCACAGAUGCUGCAGUGAACCAAGGCCAGGUGUCUUCUCUACUAGUGGAAACAAUGGCUCACAAUCAAUCAGUUCCAGGUUUUCUCACGUCCCAGGAAGGAGUCUUCCAUCCAGCAGAUAUGAAACAGCAGUGUUCCAAUGAAGCAGUUUGCUUUGAUGAAAAAAAACUUUCCUGUGGUUUUGAAGGCUGCUGUUCCACACACAAAAAUUCUAGAAGUAUGCAGAAACACCUUCGCAGGGCACAUCCAUAUAACCUUAAAGGUAGAAAAAAUAUGGAGAUGAAAACUAAGGACUUUCUCAAUCUGUUGAGUGAUGCUCAGGACAGUAAAUCCCCUACAGACAUUAGUACAGAGUUAGGUCAUAAUUCAGAUACAAAUGCUGACUCUCCAGAAAGCGUGUAUUGUACUGUAGAUGCCAAAGGAAGCAAUGGCCUGAAGGAGGACACUUGUCCUUCUUCCCCAGAAACAUCAUUUUGUGAAAGUUCUAAAGAAUCAAAUAUUGAAGAUAGCAUGUUGGAACUAAUGGUAGGCUUAAAACAUCUAAGCUUAAAAAAUUCUAACAUUCAGAAUUCAAGACACAAGCCUUUUUUGGGCUCUUUACAGUCCUAUUCAUCUACAGAUGCCAAGUGCCCUGAGUCAGUAGAUGAAACUACCUCAAAAUUUCAGCUUCAAGAGCAGCAAGACAAUUUACCCAGCCAGUACCUUACUCAGCUGGCAGCUAAACCAUUUUUCUGUGAAUGUCAAGGAUGUACAUGUGAGUUUGUGACCAGAGAAGCUCUCUUAAUGCAUUAUGUUAAAAAGCAUAACUACUCAAAGGAAAUGGUUCUUCAGUUAAAUAUGUUCCAGCAUCGGUACUCACCAUUUAAAUGUCAUAUCUGCCAAAGAUCAUUUACAAGAAAAACACACCUUAGAAUUCACUAUAGAAACAAACAUCAAAUUGGCUGUGAGAGGGUAGCUCACAAGGUAUGUUCUAAUGAAAAAUUUGAUCAUGUAGGUUUAUGUACAGAUGACAUGCAUAAAAAUAGCAGUGUUCCACCAUCUGCCUGUGCAAACAAUGUUGAAUUCAUUGGACAUUCAGACCACUCUGAGCAGCUGUGCCAUCCUAAAAAGGAAGACUGCAGUUCCGAGACAGAUUUGGAGUCCAGUGAAGAGACAGACAAUGUAACAAGAAAAACAUCUAAUAUAGCUUCUCUGGACAGUCAUGGGGAAGAACUGGAAGCAAGACAGGGAAGAGGAAGCAAAAGAACAGUUGCUAAGGGAAACUUAUGUUAUAUAUUGCAUAAGUAUCACAAACCAUUUCAUUGUAUACAUAAAAGUUGCAACUCGGCAUUUACUAACCAGAAAGGUUUGAUUCGCCAUUAUAGAACCGUUCACCAAUAUAAUAAGGAACAGCUCUGCUUAGAAAAAGACAAAGCAAGAACAAAAAGGGAACUUGUCAAAUGUAAAAAAAUAUUUGCAUGCAAAUACAAAGAUUGUGGUAAGCGUUUUUUAUGUUCUGAAGCUCUUGCUAGGCAUUGUAGUGACUUCCACAAUGAACACAUAGAGGAUGAAAAACUGCUUUCUGAAGCUGAAUCUGCAAGAUUUGCUUGUAACCAAGCCCACUGCCAUGCUGUAUUUUAUACCUUUAAUAAGCUUAAACAGCACCUAAUAGAAGACCAUGCCAAUGAAGAAAAAUUAAACAAAGAUUUUGAAAUCCAUUGUGACCUUAAUGGCUGUGAUCGAAUUUUCACAAAUUACAGUCACUACUCUCAACAUGUAUAUUUCCGACAUAGUGAAUAUUAUGAUAGUCUCUUUGGAAAUGCGAAAGAGGAGGAAGAUAAUCAAGAUAAAAAUGAACAAAGUUAUUUGAAAGACAGUUAUGGCAUAAGCAAGCAGAAUGGGAAGCAGUUAAAAGAAAAACCUAAAAGAAUUAGCAGAAGCAGAGAAAAGCAUUUGAUGAAUUUCAAAACAAAGGAGGAAGCCCUACAGAUGUGCAAAGAGAAGUCUAACCAGACCCAGUACCCUUGCAUGGUUCAGGGAUGUUUGUCUGUUGUCAAAUUGGAAAGCAGUAUAUUGAGGCACUAUAAGCGCACACAUCAGAUGACCAGUAUGUAUAUAGAGCAACGGAUUCAAAAACUUGUUGUUUGUGUUAAAUGUGGCGUAAUGAUUGAAAAACAGUCCUGCUCUGAAAGAGCUUUAGACUUGGAUAAAAAAGGUGUAAAAGAGGAUGCAUCAGCUAAUCCUGAGUCUGUACAGGAAAGUGAAAAACCUCUUGUUCCAAAUACUAACAGUGAUCCUCAAGAUGAGAGCAAUGAAGACCAAAAAAGAUGUCCAUCGGGUAGUGUGAGUUUUGAUGCCAGUGCCUUUAUGUAUUCAGGCACUUUAAAAUACAACCACAGUUCAAAGAACACCUGUUUUGAAGAGCGUAACAUCACAGAGACAGUUACGUGUAAACCUGAAGAUUUUUCUGAAAAUAGCGAAAGAGAGAAUAGCUCUUAUUUCCCCAGUUUACAAUUAGAGUUGCCAAGAGAGAAAGACCCAGAGGGAUGUCAGCAUAGUGCAGUUAAUCAAAAUGCAAAAAGAAGUGCACUCUGUGCCACAAAAGACAAAUUUCAGAAGCCUCCAGUGUCCAAACCAUUUGAUUUAAAGACAUAUAAACCAAUGGGAUUUGAGUCUUCAUUUUUAAAAUUUAUUCAGGAGAGUGAAGGAAAAGAUGACGAUGAUGACGAUGAUUUUGAUGAGGUGGUAGAAUGGGAGUCUCCUGAGCAGUUGCCAGUAGAUAAAACCUUGCAAAAAGAGGGAGACAGUCAAGGAGAUAAACCAGUGAACAACUUUGUAAAUGACAAAAAUGCAAUCAUACCACAAAAUAACCAUGGGCAGCUGACAGAAAUCCCACCCUUGUUGUCAGAAUCGUCAUCUGCCCCUUCUUUAGAAGAUUUGAGGGCAAUCUUGGACAAGGCACUAACGGACUGUGGAGACCUUGCCUUAAAGCAGCUUCAUUACUUAAGACCAGUAGUUGUUCUUGAAAGAUCCAAGUUUUCCACCCCCCUCAUAGACUUAUUUCCCACAAAAAAGGCAGAUGAGCUUUGUGUAGGAAGUACCUAA
This is a messenger RNA of Pterocles gutturalis (yellow-throated sandgrouse), 5487 nucleotides long. It is a transcript of the gene RLF, whose product is annotated as rearranged L-myc fusion. Gene Ontology annotation, cellular component: nucleus. Gene Ontology annotation, molecular function: DNA-binding transcription factor activity, RNA polymerase II-specific; DNA binding. The record is from RefSeq and is a predicted model, not a curated record. Gene Ontology annotation, biological process: regulation of transcription by RNA polymerase II. Bases 1 to 5487 code for a protein of 1828 amino acids. Lineage: Eukaryota; Metazoa; Chordata; Aves; Pterocliformes; Pteroclidae. The transcript is spliced from 5 exons.